AUGUCAGUCUCCUGCCGGUACGCAGCCCAGUGCUGCGCCCGCCAACUGCGCACGAGCAGCACCACGACCCCUCUUCGCGCCUCGAGCUCCCUCUUCCAGCAGCAACAACAACGUGUGACGAGGAGGUACAACUCGACCGAUGCCGCUGCGGCGGCCCCGAUCAACCCCAAGAUCUCGGCUAUUGUCGACCAGAUUAGCCAAUUGACUCUGUUGGAGACGGCAGACCUUGUUUCGAACUUGAAGACCCGCCUCAACAUCCCCGACCUCCCCGUAGGCGGAUUCGCCGCGGCCCCCGCGGCAGCCGCCCCGGCAGCAGCAGCAGCCGAAGAAGAGGAGGCAGCCCCCGCAGCGGCCGAGAAGACGCUCUUCACGCUCAAGCUGCAAUCGUUCGAGGCGACCGCCAAGCCCAAGGUGAUCAAGGAGAUCAAGAACCUGCUGGGGCUCAGUCUGGUCGACUCCAAGAAGUUUGUGGAGAGUGCGCCGAAGCAGAUGAAGGAGUCUGUGCCGAAGGAGGAUGCGGAGAAGAUUGUGGCUACGAUGAAGGAUUUGGGGGCUGUUGUUACGAUGGAGUAG
Molecule: messenger RNA, 573 nt
Organism: Dichotomopilus funicola
Lineage: Eukaryota; Fungi; Ascomycota; Sordariomycetes; Sordariales; Chaetomiaceae
Product: ribosomal protein L7/L12 C-terminal domain-containing protein
Exons: 2
Coding region: 1-573 (190 amino acids)
Biological process (GO): translation
Cellular component (GO): mitochondrial large ribosomal subunit; ribosome
Molecular function (GO): structural constituent of ribosome; mRNA binding
Source: RefSeq, a predicted model, not a curated record